Messenger RNA from Debaryomyces fabryi, 5445 nucleotides. It is a transcript of the gene UBR1, whose product is annotated as E3 ubiquitin-protein ligase. Gene Ontology annotation, molecular function: ubiquitin protein ligase activity; zinc ion binding. The record is from RefSeq and is a predicted model, not a curated record. Bases 1 to 5445 code for a protein of 1814 amino acids. Gene Ontology annotation, biological process: ubiquitin-dependent protein catabolic process via the N-end rule pathway; protein ubiquitination. Gene Ontology annotation, cellular component: cytoplasm; ubiquitin ligase complex. Lineage: Eukaryota; Fungi; Ascomycota; Pichiomycetes; Serinales; Debaryomycetaceae. The transcript has a single exon.
AUGGGUUUAGACAAAUUAAGGGAGUUUGUUGUGAAUUUACCGUCGAAAUUGGAGUUCAGCCAUCCGACGGCAGUUCGCCAAAACUUAUUCAAAGCGCUAUACUAUGCUGCUACGAAUGAAGGAAUAUAUUUGAAAGAUUUAUUCCCUAUGAUUGAUGAGGAAGAGGUAGAUUCAUUGAAAGAUUACUCGUUCGCUAUAACAGAGAUUAUAGAAAGAAAGCCAUUUUUUAACAAAAAGUUAAAGUCUUCGUACAGCCAUCCAGCAGAUAAAGCAUGCGCCAGAUCAUUCAAGAAAGGAGAACCAGUGUAUAGGUGUGAACAGUGUGGAUUUGAUGAUACGUGUGUAUUAUGUGUUCAUUGCUUCAAUAAGGACGAUCAUGUUGAUCAUAAUGUAUAUAUGUACUUAUCACAAGGAGAUAAUGGUGGAAUAUGUGACUGUGGCGACCCGGAAGCUUUUGUGAAUCCACUUACUUGCAAAUGCCAAGUAGGUGAAGAAAAUGAUACAGAUGGCGAUAGAAUAUCUUCAGAUUUUGCAGAGGCCUUACGGGAGACCAUAAAAAUUUGUCUUGACUAUAUUUUGGAUGUGACCAAUUUUUCAGUACAAACAUUGCCAUACAUACAUGACCGCAUCAAUGAAAGUGGUAGUAAAUUCACAUCUAAAUUUUUAUCUGACUAUUCGACAUUACCGAGUGAAAGAUAUGGUGGUGCUACAGAUAAUAAUUCUGAUUCGUUGUGGUAUUUGAUAUUGUGGAAUGAUGAGCACCAUGACUUUCCUAGUGCUACCAAAGCGAUCAAGGCUGCAGUUGGUGUGAACUACUCUCGAGCUCAUGAAAUUGCAUCGGAUAUUAAUGCGUCUGGUAGAUGUGUUUUACGGGAGAGUAAAGACUAUACUGAGUUACUUAGGUAUCAGAAAUUAGCAGAGGUAGAUGGCUUAGUUGCCACUAUAACCAGUGCAAGAGACUAUAUGAGAGAAACCAUUGUUCAAUAUAUGUUUAAUUGGUUAGUUGAUAUUACAGAAUUCGCAGGCCAUGUUGAAUUCCGUGAACUGAGUAAACAAUAUCUAGCUGAUCUACUUUUAGAGCCUGGAUUCGAAUUUGCUAAGAACUUUCCUACAAUGAUCAUUACUGAGUUUCUUGAUUCUGGAUACAAAGAGACAACAGAAGAAACUCUCAAAAUGUUAUUUGAAAAUGGUAUGUUGAUAGAUGGACAGUUCGUUAAUUACGGGAAAACCAGUGUGAAGCCAUCUCUAGAAAUGGCUAGCUAUAAGUCAACAACAUCUGGGAUAUUGACACCUGAUUCAAGACUUAAUAAGCAACAAAAUUCUAGACUACAAUUCUUGUUGGAUUUUGAAAUCAGAUUCAAUUGCGUUAUAAGAAAAAAGCUACCAGCGUUGAUUAUUCCCCCAAUACUCGCAAAUACAAGGAUGAAAGAAGUAUUCUGUGAUCAGCUCGUAUCUAUAUACCCACAAUUAAUUACAAGUAUGGCACUUUCAGAUCGUGAAGAUCACUUGAAUUCAUUAUGUGAGAUAACUACUCAACUAUUCACGUGUCCAACUAGUGUUCUGAAGAUCUUAAGAGAUGGUAAGGUUGGUUUUAUACUAGGCCCUGUUACUGAUAUUAUAGAAAAGCAUUCUUCAGAGUGGAACAUGUAUACUCUAUUACCCAACUUUGUUGAAAUUGGAAGGGGGCAUCCAUUAACAUAUAGAGCCAAGAAAAGAGCUAUCAUUAGAGGUAUUCGUGAUAUUUGCUAUCUAGUCGACAAAAACCUCGAAGUUAACAAGCUUGACUAUUUUCUUACGCAUAAUAACCUUGUCAUGUUAUUACUUUUCUUGAGAAACUUUCAAGGAUAUUGGACUAUUGAAAGAAAGUAUGGUGAGCAUGUGGAAAGGGAACUUUUGGAUUUUGUCGUUCACCUAGAAUAUUCAGUUCCUAUUCUUAACAUUACUAAAUUUAUAUCAAGUUGUAAGAGUUCAAACAUACAGCUAAUUAGAGAGGGUGUCAAGUUUAUUACUGAUUACUUGUGUCUCCGAGAAACUAUAUGGAAUGCUCCAGGUAUUACAGAUUUUCGUGUAAGUAAACAACCCGUUUCGUUUGUGCAUCCGGUGAAUUCUUUUUUGUCAUACUUGUUGCAAUAUCAAGGAUUUGAAGAUCUUCAAGAUAUUUUUAUGCUGUUGAAGGGGCCAUUCGUACAGAUAUCAGAUGUAUCAUUAAGAAGUAUAGUACUAGGCGCGCAAGUCAAAAUUGGAUUUUGGAUCAGAAACGGUAUUUCAGUAUCAAGGCAAGCAUCGUUAUAUACUGAUUCCUUAAUGAGUGAUUUGGCUUAUUUCCGUGAUUGCCAUUUGAAUCAACUAGCUGCCAUAUUCGACGAUCCAAGAGCUACUUUGUUUAACUUUUUAGAUAGAUGGGAACUUUUGCCAUGGUAUUUGAAUGAGGUCGAUCAUGAUAGAACAGUGUAUGAGGAUAGAUUUAAUUCUAUUUCUGAAAAGUUCAUCGUAUUCAUUUAUAAUUUGAUCACAGAUAGAACAAACUUCAUUAAGUUGACGGCUGAGGAAAGGAUCUUGCAUAAGGCUAGACAGGCAAUAUGUUAUGCGUUGAGUGAUGAACCAAGAAGUUAUUCUUCCUUACGAAGUGAAGUAGAUAUUGAAGUUAGUGAACUUCCCCAAUUUGAUGAUUUAUUGAAUGAAUGUGCAGACUAUCAGCCACCAACUGGUUUGAUUGAUUCGGGAAUAUAUAGAUUGAAAUCCAGUUACUUUGAAAAGUUAGACCCUUUGAGUUUGCAUUUGGAUACAAGUCAAUUCCAAACCGUAUCUGAAUACUUAAUAAAAAAUAUAGCAAUGGAACAAAAUAUAAAGGAAGAAAAGGUAGUAUUAAUACCUCAUAUAACAGAAUUGGAGAAUGAUUUGGUUAAUAGAAAGCUAGCAGGAUUCACGAAGACAAAAGAUUUCGCUAAAUUGAUGUAUAAAUAUUUGCAAGUAUCAAUUGACACAUGUGAUGAAACAUAUUUACCACAUUUAUUGCAUUUGAUUCAUGCAGUUUUAAAGGACGAUGAAUUAUUACAUGGAUCUGAUUAUUUGAAUGAACUGUUCGUCAGCAUUCCUAUUUGCAAUUUGUUGCUUUCCGUGUCUGAAACAACAAUGUCUAAGAAUGUGGUGAGAAAGGCGGAAUACUUAUUGGAUAGUUUUAUAUCUAAAGACUCUAGAAUUACUGAAUCUUUAGUGGACUGUUUUGGGGAAAGCUAUAUUCAAGCAUAUGAGAGAAAGAGAAGUGGCUCACUGAAAUCAGAUUCUGAAAAAGGGAAGAGGUUAGCGGAAGAACGUAAAAAGAAAGUUAUGAAAAAGUUUGCAAAACAGCGUGAAAACUUCUUGGCCAAAAACGUCGAAUUUGCUUCCAAAGAAAGUUCAGAGGAAGUAAUUGAAACUAGCAAAGAUACAAGGAUUGAAUAUCGUACGUGCGUUCUUUGUGGUGAAGCAGAAUCAACCGAUGAUUUGUUUGGAUUGUUAGUAAGUGUAACUACCUGCUCAACUUUCUGGAAAUUACCGGAAAAUAAUACUCCGUAUUUCUCAUUGGCAUUCCAAAGUUGGAAUGAUCAAGCUUCACCUAGUAAUAAUGGCAUAUAUGGUGAUGGUUUUGAAUAUUAUAAUUCUGAAUUACAAGAACGAAAUAGAAGCCUUGAGGGUAGAGUUACAUCCACGUGCGGUCAUGGGAUGCAUUAUAACUGUUACAAAUCUUCAGCAAAUAAUUUGAAAUAUUACCCUUGUCCCUUAUGUCGCAACCUUUGUAAUCUUUUUGUCCCAAGUUUCCUUCUGCAAAACAAUGGGGGUGGUCUCAAUGAUAGUGGUGUUAUCUCUGACCCACCAAUUAAUAAUAGGUAUAACCAGAUCACUUCGUCAUCUAGUGUAACAAAAUCUGGUGAACUCGUAAAAGGCCUUAUCAAUGAUGAAAUUGUGAAUCAAACAGAUGAUUCAGUCUUGAGAAAGCUUUUUAAACCUAUAGUUGAUGAUUUCUUAUCGGAAAUUAAAGCUAAUCACCCUCCAGUUAGUUCAAACAAAAAGAAAGAUUAUUUUGAUGAAUUACAAACUUCCUCGCUUUUAAUAGCAAAUACCAUUCGUAUGAAUGAAAUUGCAACAAGAAUUGGGGGUAAUAGCAGUUAUUCUAAUUUUUUGAACGAAAUUCCUUCCUCGUCAAAAACUUUAAUAAAAUCCUUGAUUCAAUGCAGAGCCAUUUUGUUUGAAAAUAGAAAGCUUCCAUUUUUGUUAAACUCAGAUGCUGAUUUGUCAUUCGAGUAUCAAGAUUUUUGGAAUUCUGAUAAAAUACUUGAUAGUGUGUUUAACGAAGUUGUUGUGUUGUUUUUUCAAACUGAUGAAUCUUUAAACACGCUUGCAAGAUUGGGAUAUACUAAGUUAUUCACUAUAUGUACAUAUUCAUUGUUGCGCAUGGUUAACAAAGAUAUUAAAUAUUAUCAUAUACUUCGUGCACAUCAUCAGUCUAAACUAGGAUCGAAUGAAGUGGACAAUAUGCAAACAAUUCUUGAAUCAUACGAAAAUCAGAUUGAUAUAUCACUUUUCAAUGCUGAAACAACAUCUUUGAUUAAUGUUCUAUGGUUUGGUAUUGAAAAAUGUAUGUUACCAUUUUUGAGACAAAUUACUAUCUUCCAGGAUUUGCUAACAUCCUUCAAUAGAGGAGAUAAUGUUCACGAUAGUCACCCUAAUUUUUCUGAUAUUGAAAACAAAAUACAAGGUCAGUCAUAUCUUGACUCAUCUGAUGUAUUGUGCCAAAAACUAAAUUUGCCUACCAUGAAAGAGUUGGUGCAAGGUAUUGCUACAAAUGAAGACCGAUUCAAUUUUGAGUGCAAAAUAUUUGAUAUUGUCUUAAAUGCAAAAAUUCCACAUUAUAUGGACAGUGGAAUACUUGCUCUCGAUUAUCCUGGGGUUGUCAAAUUGAUUGACUUGCCUAAUGAUUACAAUCUGUGUAUUAUUGAAUACAAUGAUAAUUCUACAAAAGGAAUUUUUGAUUAUAUUGUCUGUUUGAGUUGUGGUAAAAAGAUUAAGGCUUCCAAGCAUUUCACACACAUGACAAGUUGUUGCAGUUUCACUGCUAUUUACUUCCAUCCUAGAACGAACAACCUCAAACUUGCAACACAUAUUGGAACUAGUCCGAUAUUUAUCACUGUUCCAGCGCCCUACCUUACAAAGCAUGGUGAAGUAAAAAGACCUAGAAAUUCUGGCAAGGCUUACUUGAAUAAUCUCAGGUAUCAAUAUUUAAAUAAGCUUUGGUUAAAUCAAGGUUUGUAUGGAUUUAUUACUAGAAGUAUAUUCGGGUCUAGGCUUCAGCAAAAUAUGGGUGAUACGAUCAACAUAGGUAUCAGUGAAGAUGAAGAGGACAUUGAUGAAGAUGAGGAUGAUGGUACGUUUUUGCGUCCUGCAACUGAUGAAGACCGUGCAUGGUGA